AUGAUAUUCCCUCCAUCUUUACCGACUAUACCAACCAUCGUUGCCCCUCUUUUCGUUCUCCUCUUAUCGGUAGUCUCGGUAAACGCAGAAAGAUAUAUCUCGAGAGUCCAGGAUAUACCUAAAAUCGGCUUGGGCACUUGGCUCUCCGACAGAGAAAAGGUUGCUCAUGCCGUUGAAUAUGCCUUAGAUUCGGGAUAUAAUCAUAUAGAUGCCGCUCUCAUAUAUCGAAAUGAAGACCAGACUGGAAAUGGAAUAGCUUGGGCAGGUGCUUCUCGAGAAGAUAUUUGGGUGACAAGCAAGCUGUGGAAUGACCACCACCGCCCUGACCAAGUCCAAGAAGCAAUUCAGAAAUCGAUAUCAGACCUUGGCGUGGAGUAUUUGGAUCUCUACCUCAUGCACUGGCCGGUCGCCUUUGUUCCUGGUGAGGGAACUAAGAUAGAUGAGGAAACAUCUAUCUUUGACACUUGGCGGGCCAUGGAAGACCUUGUCAGAGCCAACCUGACUAGAAAGAUUGGCAUUUCCAAUUUCGCCAAGAAGGACGUCGAGAAUAUUCUAGCUAUGUGCACAAUAUGCCCAUACGCACAUGAAUUCGAGACGCAUCCUUACCUGCAGCAGCAAGAUUUUGUUGAUUUCCACAAAGAGGUCGGCAUCAAGGUCAUUGCAUACUCACCACUUGCGAAUACGAAUCCAACCUACGAUAGUGGUGUCAGACCCAUUAUGAAGGAUCCACUCUGGAAGUUUAUAGCUGCGAAGAAGGAAGCAACCGUGCCUCAGGUUUUGCUGGCCUGGGGUAUCCAGAGAGGAACCACUGUGAUUCCAAAGAGCGUUCACGAGCAAUAUAUCAAGGAGAAUCUUGAGGCAUUAAAUAUAAAACUUACGGAGAAUGACAUGAAGUCUAUUGCUGCCCAAGACAAGAAGACAAGGAUGAACGACCCUGGAAAAAGUUGGGGUAUAAAGCUGUUCGCAGAUUUAGACGAUCCUACGGAUCUAGAUGGGAAUGGGAAGAACAAGGAGCUAUGA
Daldinia childiae is the source of this 1020-nucleotide messenger RNA. Its product is annotated as putative oxidoreductase C26F1.07. The record is from RefSeq and is a predicted model, not a curated record. Gene Ontology annotation, cellular component: cytosol. Gene Ontology annotation, molecular function: aldose reductase (NADPH) activity. The transcript is spliced from 3 exons. Bases 1 to 1020 code for a protein of 339 amino acids. NCBI's taxonomy places the organism in Eukaryota, Fungi, Ascomycota, Sordariomycetes, Xylariales, Hypoxylaceae.